ACCUGUCUAAAGGUCAUGUAGCGAUCACAGAGCAAAUAUACGACUUUAAAGUCACCGAGCUGCUGAACCGUGUCAUGAUCAACUGAGGGGAAAAAACAUAAAUAGAAAUUUCUUACAUGGAAUUUUGACACGAAGAGUCCAAAUGUCUGAAUCUGUGUUCUGUUUGGUGAUAUUUUUAUUCAGUACAUAUACAAUCAGUCUUCAUUCAGCAGUGUUUAUCAAUCACAGGGAUGCUGUACGGAUCCUGAGGCACCGAAGAGCCAACUACUUCCUGGAGGAAGUCAAACCCGGAGAUUUGGAGCGCGAGUGUUAUGAGGAGAUUUGCUCUAAAGAGGAAGCUGCAGAAAUCUUUCAGAGCAGAGAGAAAACAACAGAGUUUUGGAAUCGAUACCGACGUCAGAGUCAGUGCCGUGAAAAUGUGUGUCUUAAUGGAGGGAUUUGCACUGUAAGUGAAGGAGGUUACGAGUGUGUGUGUCCACCACGUUACACCGGAAAACAGUGUGAGAAAGAGGUGUUUGAGUGUGAAUACAAGAAUGGUGGAUGUUUGCAUUUCUGCAGAGACUCACAACCGGUUGGCUCAAGUGUCACCUGCAGCUGUGCUGAUGGAUAUGAACUGGAGGAGGACGGAAAAACCUGCAAAGUGACGGCAAAAUUCCCAUGUGGAAAACAAUGGACUCAGGGCAUUCUACAGCGCUCCUUAUUGGAUGAUCUAAACCACACCCACAUGGUGGAAAACCCCACCCACUACCCCACAAACAACAGUCUGUUCACGUCAAAUCACACUACGGAGAACGCCACUCACCCACUGCACAACAUAUCUGCAUCUGAUGACUCAGAUACCCGAAUUGUAGGUGGCAUGCUGCAGCGUCAGGGUGGAAGUCCGUGGCAGGUUCUGCUACGCAGGAAAGAUGAGAAUGGGUUCUGUGGAGGAACGCUGAUCAAUAAUCGCUGGGUCGUUACAGCGGCUCACUGUCUACAGGAAACACCUGAUCAUGUGACACUUGGCGACUUUGAUAAAUUUCGCCCUGAUAACGGCGAGCAGAGAAUCAAGGUGGAGAAAGCUGUCGUUCAUCCUCAUUUCCAUGAGUACACAUUUGACAGUGACAUCGCUUUGCUGUACCUGGCUGAGCCGGUCGUGUUCAGUUCGGUCAUCUCCCCUGCGUGCUUGCCCAACGCUCAGCUGGCCAAUCAGCUGGAGCGACCAGGGGAGAACGGCCUAGUGAGUGGCUGGGGUGCAACCCGCUACCUCGGCCACUCUUCACGCUUUCUGCUGAAAGUGUCACUUCCUGUAGUGGACCAGAACGAGUGUAUGGAUUCCACUGAUCAGGUGAUCACCGACAACAUGUUCUGCGCCGGAUUUCUGCAAACAGAGAAAGAUGCAUGCAGUGGUGACAGCGGUGGACCGUUCGUAGUGAACUACAGGGGAACGUGGUUCCUGACUGGAGUGGUGAGCUGGGGCGAGCAGUGCGCUGCCGAAGGAAAAUACGGUGUGUACACGAGAAUCAGCAACUUCCUCUACUGGAUACAAGACGAGAUGAAGAAACAGGAAAAGACAAUCAGCAAGAACACCAAACAAACCAACACCAGUUAGACCUAGCUCUCUGAUUCAUAUCUAUUUUUAAGUGAGAUUAUAUCCAUACAGUGUUAUAAAAACAUAAUUCUGAUAAUAUUAUUGCCAGAUGUUUGUAGUCACACUUUUUAAUGAAAGCAAUGUAGGUUUUCUGUUUUGUGCAAUCAGUAUAUUCACUCUACUAUCUCUGAUCUUAUUUUAAAAUUCAGGACCAGGAACCAGAAAUAAAGAUCACGUACAUGGGAAACAAGUAGAAAAUCAAAAAUACUGAAUUAUGAGUGUAAGCAGUUAUUAAAUCAUUUUAUACCACAGCGCUGUUGAGUGCAUGAUUCUGAUUGGUCAGAAGGUGUCGAUUAAUUUUCUACAACAGCAGCUCUGACAAUAGUUUUGUCUGCAAGCUUUUUACUAAAGCUCAUUCGCAGCGACGCUCUGGUGGACGCACCACAUAAAUGGAUUUUUUAAAUGUGUGUAAUCGUUGAUAUGGUGACGUCUUGUUUAAGGAGAAUUUAUUUUAAAAAAUUUUUACUAGGAAUUUUACAAAUAAUCAACUCUGCUUCGUGUCGGGUCCCAGCACAUCACCCCAUUGUUGAUUAUUUUCCUGUAACAGCAUAUUAAAGUGUUUUAUUCCUUACAGAUAGCGUCUCUUAAUAUCCCAACAUACAUCAGCAGCAGUGGAAUACCUUGUGUGAUCACUUCUGAUUUUUUCACAUGGCAAACAGUGAAGCUUGUUGGAGUUGAAGAGGCUCUUAUAAUGUGAAUAUUGAGAAAAGGGCAGAACCAGCAGCAGUGUCACCAGCUUAGAUGGUUUAUAAAUGGAUAAAGAGCAUAAAUGGAUAAAAAGUGUUGUUCUGGAAUAAAUAAAAAGAGGAAAUUAUUGACAAAUUGUUGUGGUAUAAAAGGAAUAAAACACUUUGGGACAUGCUGUUAUAGCUGUUUUAUUCCUUAUUAGUUGUUAAAGCAGUUACUUCCAUCAGCAAGAUGUUGAAAUUGCAUUUUGUUCUGUUUCAUAAAUGUCACGCGAACCGUUAAACGGGGUCCAGAGAUGUUGGUCUCGCAAUUUAUUCAAAUUUGUACUUUGUGUACUUUCUAAUGAGCUAAUAUCUAGAUCUGAUGUGAUUUCAAAUUUUGCAGUUACAAAUUUUUUGCAUUAAAAAUGACAUUAUCAGCAAUAGCUUGAGUAAAAAGUAGGAUGUUAAAAAUAUUUACAUGAAUUUCAGCUUUUUUUGCUUCCACAAGUUUGUGUAAAACCUGACGAUCCAUGUUAGAAUCCAUCAAAUCCAUCAGUGUCUCAUCUGAAAACGUGCUUCAAUAGAAAAGAUAGAACUCAUUAAAAUAGCUGAUGUUU
This is a messenger RNA of Pangasianodon hypophthalmus (striped catfish), 2915 nucleotides long. Its product is annotated as coagulation factor X. Gene Ontology annotation, cellular component: extracellular region. Gene Ontology annotation, molecular function: serine-type endopeptidase activity; calcium ion binding. The coding region runs from base 143 to 1591 and encodes 482 amino acids. Gene Ontology annotation, biological process: proteolysis; blood coagulation. The transcript has 9 exons. The record is from RefSeq and is a predicted model, not a curated record. NCBI's taxonomy places the organism in Eukaryota, Metazoa, Chordata, Actinopteri, Siluriformes, Pangasiidae.